ACAUUUCACAGUAUUUUUAUCGAAGCUGUGCGAGUGCGUUGUUUGCUUUUAACCAUGUUGAUGAACAGUUUAGUUAAAUACUCGAAAACUGCCUUAAAUUACAGCGGUGCUAUUAGGCAAAUGGCAUACAUUCCCAAAAACCGGUUGGAUGGCAAAGUGGCCGUAGUCACGGCCUCAACGGAUGGCAUUGGAUUCGGCAUUGCCAGGCGUCUCGCUCUGGAAGGUGCAAAGGUCGUCAUCAGCAGCAGGAAACAAAAGAAUGUUGACUCCGCUUUAGCCAAAUUGAAGGAAGAGGGUUUAACUGCUGCAGGACUUGUAUGCCAUGUAUCCAAAAAGGAAGACAGAAUUAAGCUGUUUGAUGAAGCCGUUAAAGCAUUUGGGGGCGUGGACAUCUUGGUGUCCAAUGCUGCUGCCAAUCCUGCAGUAGGAAGUGUUCUAGAUGCAGAUGAAGAAGCUUGGGACAAAAUAUUCGACAUUAACGUUAAAGCAGCGUACUUAUUAGCAAAAGAAUCGCUACCACAUAUCCGCAAAAGGGGUGGCGGAAGUAUAGUAUUCAUUGCCUCAAUUGCUGGUUACCAACCAUUUGACUUAUUGGGUGCAUAUUCUGUAAGCAAAACAACAUUAUUAGGAUUGACCAAAGCGGCUUCGCAGCAAUUGGCAACGGAAAAUAUAAAUGUGAACUGCAUCGCUCCAGGAAUAGUUAAAACCAAGUUUUCCGCGGCUAUUUCCGCAUCGAAGGAAUCCGAAGAAGCGGCGCUGUCCACGAUUCCAAUGAAAAGAUUGGGAAAAGUUGAAGACAUAAGUGGCGUUGCGGCUUUCCUUGUUUCCGACGAUGCAAAAUACAUAACCGGCGAAACAAUUGUUGCUGCUGGUGGAAUGCCCUCGCACUUGUAGAUCAGCCGACCAUCGUUCGCUUCCUACCCCUAGCUCUUACAUCUUCAAACUUCUGAAUGACUUCUUUACAAUUUUUGUAUGCGUUUUUAUAAGAUUUUAAUAUAUUUGGAAAUAUUUGCUCAGCUA
Nicrophorus vespilloides is the source of this 1020-nucleotide messenger RNA. It is a transcript of the gene Dhrs4, whose product is annotated as dehydrogenase/reductase SDR family member 4. The transcript is spliced from 7 exons. Bases 55 to 894 code for a protein of 279 amino acids. Lineage: Eukaryota; Metazoa; Arthropoda; Insecta; Coleoptera; Silphidae. Gene Ontology annotation, molecular function: carbonyl reductase (NADPH) activity. The record is from RefSeq and is a predicted model, not a curated record.